GCGUCUUUCAAAAAGCAGCUCACAUCCACUCCAAGAGUCGCUCCGUGAGUCAAGUUUGGGGGAAAAAAAAAUAAUAAAAAAGUCGAGCAGUCGCAAUCAAAUUUUCAAGACUCAUAAGGAUCGACGCUUUUCUGCUUUUUUUUUUUUUGGACUUUUUUCCCCCCCUCAAUUCAAGUAAGGAAAGGAGUUUUGCGCCCAGUGCGCGCAGCAGGCUUGGCUGUCACUGCGUCCUUUGGAUUGGAUUGGAUUCACACUUUUAUUUUUAUUUUUAUUUAUUUUUUUUCCCUCCGUCAAACUGUCCUGCAACUCAUUUCGCAUGAAUCUCCUCGACCCGUACCUGAAGAUGACCGAAGAACAGGACAAGUGUCUCUCCGACGCGCCCAGUCCGAGCAUGUCCGAGGACUCCGCCGGCUCGCCCUGCCCCUCCGGCUCCGGUUCCGGCUCGGACACGGAGAACACCCGGCCCUCCGACAACCACCUCCUGCACGGCGCGGACUACAAGAAGGAGGGCGACGAGGAGAAGUUCCCGGUGUGCAUCCGUGACGCCGUGUCCCAGGUGCUGAAGGGCUACGACUGGACUCUGGUGCCCAUGCCGGUGCGCGUAAACGGCUCCAGUAAGAGCAAACCCCACGUCAAGAGACCCAUGAACGCCUUCAUGGUGUGGGCUCAGGCUGCACGCCGGAAGCUGGCGGACCAGUACCCGCACCUGCACAACGCGGAGCUCAGCAAGACUUUGGGCAAACUUUGGAGGCUGCUCAACGAGGCUGAGAAGCGUCCCUUCGUGGAGGAGGCAGAGCGCCUCAGGGUGCAGCACAAGAAGGACCACCCGGACUACAAGUACCAGCCCCGGCGGAGGAAGUCCGUCAAGAACGGUCAGAUCGAGCCCGAGGACGGCGAGCAGACUCACAUCUCGCCCAACGCCAUCUUCAAGGCGCUGCAGCAGGCGGACUCUCCUGCCUCCAGCCUGGGCGAGAUGCAUUCUCCAGGAGAGCACUCAGGUCAGUCCCAGGGUCCACCGACGCCCCCGACCACCCCUAAGACGGACCUCCCCUCCGCCAAGUCCGACCUGAAGCGCGAGGGCCGCCCGGCUCAGGAGGGCCCCAGCCGCCAGCUCAACAUCGACUUCGGCGCCGUGGACAUCGGCGAGCUGAGCAGCGAGGUCAUCUCCAACAUGGGCAGCUUCGACGUGGACGAGUUCGACCAGUACCUGCCGCCGCACAGUCACGCCGCCGGCACCGCCGCCGGCCAAGGGGGCUACGCCUCCUCCGCCCAAGGGGGGUACGCCUCCUCCGUCGGCCAGGGCGGCAACGUGGGGCCGUGGAUGUCCAAGCAGCAGCACUCCCUCAGCACCCUGGACGCUCAACAGCGGGGCUCGGCGCAGAUCAAGACGGAGCAGCUGAGCCCGAGCCACUACAGCGAGCAGCAGGGCUCGCCGCAGCACGUGGCCUACGGCUCCUUCAGCCUCCAGCACUACAGCGCCGCCGCCUACCCCCCCAGGGCGCAGUAUGACUAUCCCGACCAGCAGGGCGGCGCCUCCUACUACGCUGCCGGCCAAGGCUCCGGCCUCUACUCCCCGUUCAGCUACAUGAGCCCCAGCCAGAGGCCCAUGUACACCCCCAUCGCCGACACCGCGGGGGUCCCCUCCGUGCCUCAGACCAGCAGUCCUCAGCACUGGGAGCAGCAGCAGCCCAUUUACACCCAACUCUCCCGGCCAUGAGGACUUUUUAAAAAAAAACAAAAAACAUUUGACUCUUUUCUAGUUGUACAUCUCUGGAUUGGCUCCCGACAGUGCCUUUUUGUGAUUAUAUUUUUUUAGAUAUAAUACUUGCUUAAAUCCUCUGUGAGGACAUAGUGGUUAUGAAUAUUCUAGUAUGUACUGUGUAUGUGUUCUGCUCUGUCAUCCAUUGCGGCAACGCCAAGUUAACACAAAAAAAACACAAAAAAAAACCACCCUCAGUGGCCUUACGUGUUGCCAUUAUUUUUUUUGUACAGGAAGUGACUGAGAGUUUUUUUCUACCGUUGGGUUAGAGUCCGUUUCCCACCUGGCUUGUACUUUACCGCGUCUGCCACGUCCAUACUUGCCAACCUUGAGACCUCUGAUUUCGAGGGGUGG
Messenger RNA from Nerophis ophidion (straightnose pipefish), 2113 nucleotides. RefSeq names its product transcription factor Sox-9-A-like. Gene Ontology annotation, biological process: chondrocyte differentiation; positive regulation of chondrocyte differentiation; oligodendrocyte differentiation. The transcript is spliced from 3 exons. Gene Ontology annotation, cellular component: nucleus. Lineage: Eukaryota; Metazoa; Chordata; Actinopteri; Syngnathiformes; Syngnathidae. The coding region runs from base 317 to 1717 and encodes 466 amino acids. Gene Ontology annotation, molecular function: DNA-binding transcription factor activity, RNA polymerase II-specific; RNA polymerase II cis-regulatory region sequence-specific DNA binding. The record is from RefSeq and is a predicted model, not a curated record.